Vitis vinifera (wine grape) is the source of this 1085-nucleotide messenger RNA. RefSeq lists its product as uncharacterized. The transcript has 7 exons. The record is from RefSeq and is a predicted model, not a curated record. Bases 272 to 799 code for a protein of 175 amino acids. Lineage: Eukaryota; Viridiplantae; Streptophyta; Magnoliopsida; Vitales; Vitaceae.
CUUUGCUAAUUUUCUAUUAAAAAAUGAAAAAGAAAAAAAAGGGGGAAAAUAUAAAAUGAAAAAAAAUAUAUUGGGGAGAAGAGGGAAGAGUGGAGGAUCAUAGCCGGAGUUCUCGUCGGAGGAACGAGAAGACGCUGAAGCUACCUACGCCGGAGUCAGCCGCCUCCGAAGUCCACUGGCAGUAACUAAGUGUUUCGGCUUUCUCCGUGUAGUUCUUAUUGAAUACUUGGUUUGAUAUUGGACGGUUAAUCGCAAAAAUAAGAAAGCAAUCAUGGAUGUUGAUUCGGAGCCGACGAUGGAGGAAACUAUUUUGGUUGGUGAGGAUCUAAUGAUGGGACCACCAUCACCUCUCAUCCCUCCAGAAAUAGCCUCUCAUGUGCUUGAAGGUGUAGAUUUGUGUGAUGGGAUCUUGAGGAACCUAUUUUUGUGUUUGCAAAUCAAUGAUAUUGAACCAUUCUGCCAAGAUGAGAUUGUUUUGUAUCGGCAGUGUGCUGAAAAAAGGGAUAAGGAAUUAAGGAAACGACUUCAAGAUAGUGAGCACAAAUUGGGGUUGUCAAUGCCUUUAGAUGAAGCAAAUGAAAGAGCUGCUCAGCUUGAAUCAGAAGUCACAUCAUUGGAGAGGCGCAUGAUUCUUGCAAGUGGUGUUGAAGGCAUGGAAGGGUUUCGCCAGAGAUGGAGCUUGCACGGUCGCCUUACAGAUACAAAGAGAAGGUUGGAGUCCUUGAAGGAGGGAAUGGAGAAGAGGAAAAAGGACGAGCCAGCCACAGGUCCAACCACCAAAAAAUGGUUCUUCUGGUGAAUAUUUUUUUUUGUGCUGCAAUUUGAUUGAGUUGCUAUUGGGCGGGCUCGAGCUGUAGCCUGCAAUAAAGAAUACAGGCACUUGCCGUAAUGAACACAGUUGGUCUCAAGAGUUAGUAGUGUUAUGAUUGGCUUAACCUUCAUGUCCCUCCUAGUUUUCUUUGAAUAUCUACAUGUUUUAGGCAUGAUAUUUUUUUAUUGUAUGCUUCUGCCUCCUAACAGAAAGAGAAGGCAUGAUAUUUUCAUUGUGGAUUUCUGCCUUUUAAUAGAAAGAACACCUUUGUAUA